GCCAACUGCCAUCUCAUUCCACUCAUCUCCCUCUCCACUUCUCAGCAAUGUACCCGAUUCCUUCCCCUCCGGCCACCGUCGCCGUCAUCUUCUUCGUUGCCGUUUUCUUCUCCGUCCAUGUUACGACGCCGUUUUCUGUCUCCGCGGACUGCAACACCACCUUCAGCUGCGGUUCUCUCCAGAACCUAUCUUAUCCCUUCACCGGCGGCAACCACCCCGAAUAUUGCGGCCCGCCGGAGUUCCGCCUCUCCUGCUCCGGCAGAGAGUCGCCGGAGAUCACCAUCAACUCGCUGAAGUACCGAGUCCUCCGAGUCGACCAGCUCCAACACACUCUGACCCUGGCACGAUCGGAUCUCUGGAACGAGACUUGCCCCAAAAAGUUCGUCAACACAUCUCUCGAUUCUCGCGUCUUCAGCUAUGGCGUCGGGAACACCAAUCUGACGAUGCUCUAUCGGUGCAACGUCUCGCUGUACAGCUUGACUCCGGAGAACCGGAUUUGGUGUGUGAAUUUCGGGAUUCCAUCGAACGAUUCGUACUUCUUGGUCGGUCCGAUUCCGUACGACCCGGCUCUGAGGGUAAUCCAGUGCAAUACAAGCAUUGGGGUACCGAUACUUGAGAGCAUCGCGUUUAAUCUUACGCAAAAUCGGUCUUUGCUUGGGGAGGCUCUGAUGUUGGGAUUCAACGUGAAUUACACAAUUCCGUUCUCUGAUCUUUGUUCCAAGUGCCUUGGUUCUGGUGGCCAAUGCGAAUUCGACUCCAAUUCGAGCAAACCCAUUUGCAUUUGUGGCGAUCAAGUUUGUUCGGUUUCAAGAGGUGGUAGCAGCCAAACUUCAAAAGUAGUAGGGAUUUCAAUAGCAGGUGCAUGCAUCCUUGGCAUUUUGAUAGGUGGUUCUGGUUAUUAUUUUUGCAUUCAAAAGAAGAAGAAACGUGCUGCUCUAAUUCAAACCAAAGGGCUUAUCACGCCCCCUUCAAGCAAGAGCAUGAUUACCUCCUCAACGAAUUUCUCACGAAGUACGCACUCUGGCUCUUAUACCUACUCUCAAUCCGACCUCGAAAAGUGCAGUACCUAUUUCGGAGCUCAGGUGUUCAGCUACACCGAACUAGAGGAAGGCACCGACAAUUUUGACCCUUCCAGACAACUUGGAGAGGGAGGCUUUGGGGUUGUUUACUAUGGCGUGCUCCGGGAUGGUCGUGUAGUAGCGGUGAAGCGCCUAUAUGAGACGAACUUCAAACGUGUAGAGCAGUUCAAGAAUGAAGUUGAGAUCCUCAGUCGUUUAGAGCACAAGAACCUUGUUAAGUUGUAUGGAUGCACGUCGAGACGUAGCAGAGAGCUCAUUCUAGUUUACGAAUUCAUUCCGAAUGGAACAGUAGCUGACCAUCUUCAUGGGAAACAAACCAACUCCAGUGUACUCAGAUGGCCUGUUCGAUUAAGCAUCGCCAUAGAGACAGCUGAUGCCUUAGCUUACCUCCACCGUUCCGACAUUAUACACCGCGACGUCAAGACCAACAAUAUUCUCCUAGACAAUCAAUUCCGAGUCAAAGUGGCCGAUUUUGGCCUCUCAAGAUUGUUCCCCAAUGAUGUCACCCAUGUCUCAACCGCCCCACAAGGUACUCCUGGCUAUGUUGAUCCCGAGUACUACCAGUCUUACCAGCUUACGGACAAGAGCGAUGUCUAUAGCUUUGGAGUGGUCUUGAUUGAACUUAUAUCUUCAUUACAAGCCGUGGACACCAACAGGCACAGACAUGAUAUCAAUUUAGCUAAUAUGGCCGUCACCAGGAUUCAAAAUCAUGCCGUGAAUGAGCUUGUUGAUCCUUGUCUUGGGUUCGAGAGUGACGACAACAUAAGGCGAACGACAACGGCCGUGGCGGAGUUGGCCUUCCGCUGCUUGCAGCAUGAGAGGGACAUGAGGCCUUCCAUGGAUGAGGUGUUGACUACUUUGAAAGCAAUUGGGAAUCAAGAGUUUGUCACACAGAAAGCAGAGGUUGUGGACAUUAGAUCAGAUGAUACUGCGCUUCUGAAGAACUUGCCUCCCCCACUUUCUCCAGAUUCUGUUGUGAAUGAUAAAUGGGUUAGCAGCUCUCCUACGCCCAGUUCCAAUUAGAACUCCCACUCAGAUUUCCAUACAUUUCACUCUUUCUUUUUCCGCUUUCCCUAUUGCAUUCACAUAGUAGAUAGUAAAGUUGUUGUAUACUAAAAUGUUGAAUGUCACUACGUUGGUCAAAGCUUCCAUUGAUUUCUUAGUUUUGUUCACUAUUUUGCUAAAACUUGGCAUGUAAAUUCAGAAAACUGAAUUUUUAGAAUAUUCUAAA
Molecule: messenger RNA, 2310 nt
Organism: Morus notabilis
Lineage: Eukaryota; Viridiplantae; Streptophyta; Magnoliopsida; Rosales; Moraceae
Product: LEAF RUST 10 DISEASE-RESISTANCE LOCUS RECEPTOR-LIKE PROTEIN KINASE-like 1.4
Exons: 4
Coding region: 48-2102 (684 amino acids)
Biological process (GO): protein phosphorylation
Molecular function (GO): ATP binding; polysaccharide binding; protein kinase activity
Source: RefSeq, a predicted model, not a curated record